Mus pahari (shrew mouse) is the source of this 6250-nucleotide messenger RNA. It is a transcript of the gene Snx13, whose product is annotated as sorting nexin 13. The record is from RefSeq and is a predicted model, not a curated record. Gene Ontology annotation, biological process: positive regulation of GTPase activity. Bases 205 to 3114 code for a protein of 969 amino acids. Gene Ontology annotation, molecular function: phosphatidylinositol binding. Gene Ontology annotation, cellular component: early endosome. Lineage: Eukaryota; Metazoa; Chordata; Mammalia; Rodentia; Muridae. The transcript is spliced from 26 exons.
CGGACGUCGCUCUUCCAAGAUGGCGGCGCGUCCGUCGCGAGCAGCCGGGCCGGGGGGAAGCCAGCGAAGCCGAGUAAAGCCGCCGCCCGGGACAGGACUGAAGCAGCAGUUGCCGCCGUUGGCGGCGGCCCGGGCAGUUUCCGCUGCUGCUACGGCUGUUGCCAUGCGGCGAGGCUAGGGAGGACCUCACUCCCCCGGGGUGUAAUGAUGUUAACAGAGGCCAGUCUGUCCAUAUGGGGAUGGGGAAGCCUUGGCGUUGUCCUUUUCCUAAUAACCUUCGGACCCUUUGUAAUAUUUUAUUUGGCAUUUUAUAUCCUCUGCUUUGUGGGAGGGGGUUUAGUGGUUACUCUUCUGUAUGGGAAAACUAACUCAGAAAAAUACCUAGAACAGUGUGAACACUCAUUUCUUCCUCCAACAUCAUCUGGGGUUCCUAAGUGCUUAGAAGAAAUGAAACGCGAAGCCAGGACUAUAAAGAUUGACAGAAGAUUGACGGGUGCCAAUAUAAUUGAUGAGCCUCUCCAGCAAGUUAUCCAGUUUUCCUUGAGGGAUUAUGUCCAGUACUGGUAUUAUACAUUAAGCGAUGAUGAGUCAUUUCUUCUUGAAAUUAGGCAAACUCUUCAAAAUGCGCUCAUUCAGUUUGCUACUAGGUCAAAAGAAAUAGACUGGCAGCCUUAUUUUACUACACGCAUUGUAGAUGAUUUUGGCACUCACCUACGAGUAUUCAGAAAGGCCCAACAGAGAGUAACAGAGAAAGAUGAUCAAGUAAAAGGUACAGCAGAGGAUCUGGUAGAAACCUUUUUUGAAGUUGAAGUUGAAAUGGAGAAGGAUGUUUGCCGGGAUCUAGUGUGCACUUCUCCCAAAGAUGAAGAAGGAUUCCUAAGGGAUUUGUGUGAGGUUUUAUUAUAUUUAUUGCUACCUCCUGGAGAUUUCCAGAGCAAGAUCAUGCGAUACUUUGUCAGGGAAAUCCUUGCACGAGGAAUUCUUCUUCCAUUAAUAAAUCAACUCAGUGAUCCUGAUUAUAUUAAUCAAUAUGUCAUAUGGAUGAUCCGUGAUUCAAAUUGCAACUAUGAGGCCUUUAUGAACAUUAUUAAAUUAAGUGACAAUAUUGGAGAGUUAGAGGCAGUCAGAGAUAAGGCAGCAGAAGAGCUCCAGUAUCUCAGAUCCUUAGAUACAGCCGGUGAUGAUAUUAAUACUAUCAAAAAUCAAAUAAAUAGCUUAUUAUUUGUAAAGAAAGUAUGUGAUUCAAGAAUACAGCGGUUACAGUCAGGCAAAGAAAUCAAUACUGUGAAGCUAGCAGCAAACUUUGGGAAACUUUGUACAGUCCCCUUGGACAGCAUUCUUGUAGACAAUGUUGCACUACAAUUUUUUAUGGAUUAUAUGCAGCAAACUGGAGGCCAAGCACAUCUCUUCUUCUGGAUGACAGUGGAAGGGUACCGGGUUACAGCCCAGCAACAGCUCGAGGUUCUCUCAGGUCGCCAGAGAGAUGGCAAACAGCAGACCAACCAAACCAAAGGCCUUUUAAGAGCAGCAGCUGUUGGAAUUUAUGAGCAGUAUUUAUCUGAAAAGGCAUCACCAAGAGUUAUUGUUGAUGACUAUUUAGUUGCAAAAUUAGCAGAUACUUUGAAUCAUGAAGAUCCAACUCCAGAAAUCUUUGAUGAUAUUCAAAGAAAGGUAUAUGAACUGAUGCUACGAGAUGAAAGAUUUUAUCCUUCCUUUAGGCAGAAUGCGCUCUAUGUGCGAAUGCUGGCUGAGCUUGACAUGUUAAAAGAUCCUAGUUUCAGAGGAUCAGAUGAUGGGGAUGGAGAAUCUUUUAAUGGGUCUCCUACAGGAAGCAUAAAUUUGUCUUUAGAUGACCUUUCAAGUGUGACUUCUGAUGAUUCUGUACAACUUCAUGCCUACAUUUCAGACACUGUAUAUGCUGACUAUGACCCAUAUGCUGUGGCAGGCGUUUGUAAUGAUCAUGGCAAGACAUAUGCACUAUAUGCCAUCACUGUACACCGGCGCAACCUAAACACCGAGGAGAUGUGGAAAACCUAUCGGCGUUAUAGUGACUUCCAUGACUUCCACAUGAGAAUCACUGAGCAGUUUGAAAAUCUGUCAAGCAUAUUGAAGCUUCCUGGUAAAAAGACGUUUAACAAUAUGGAUAGAGAUUUUUUAGAAAAGAGGAAAAAGGAUUUAAAUGCCUAUUUGCAGUUACUCUUGACUCCUGAAAUGAUGAAGGCAUCCCCGGCGCUGGCUCACUGUGUUUAUGACUUCCUUGAGAACAAAGCUUACAGUAAAGGGAAGGGCGAUUUUGCUCGAAAGAUGGACACUUUUGUAAAUCCACUUCGCAACUCUAUGAGGAAUGUUUCAAAUGCAGUCAAAUCCCUUCCUGAUAGCUUGGCAGAAGGAGUGACAAAAAUGUCGGACAACGUGGGCAGAAUGUCAGAGAGAUUAGGGCAAGACAUAAAGCAGUCAUUUUUUAAGGUACCUCCUUUAAUUACGAAGACUGAUUCAGAUCCUGAACAUUGUCGAGUCUCAGCUCAGCUUGAUGAUAAUGUGGAUGACAAUAUUCCACUUAGGGUAAUGCUGCUUCUAAUGGAUGAGGUGUUUGACUUAAAAGAGAGAAACCAGUGGUUGAGAAGGAAUAUCAAAAAUUUACUCCAGCAGCUUAUUAGAGCUACAUAUGGUGAUACUAUUAACAGAAAAAUAGUUGACCAUGUUGACUGGAUGACCUCACCGGAACAAGUAGCUGACUCGGUGAAGCGUUUCAGAGAUGCAUUUUGGCCCAAUGGCAUUUUAGCAGAGACUGUCCCAUGCAGAGAUAAAGCUAUUCGAAUGAGAACAAGAAUUGCAGGAAAAACAAAAUUAUUUGCAAUUAUGCCAGAUGAACUGAAGCACAUUAUUGGAGCGGAGACAACACGGAAAGGUAUUCUUCGUGUUUUUGAAAUGUUUCAGCACAACCAGCUAAAUAGGAGAAUGGUGUAUGUCUUCUUAGAAGGCUUUUUAGAAACCUUAUUUCCACAGUAUAAAUUUCGUGAACUUUUUAACAAACUUCAUUCAAGGUCAAAGCAAAUGCAGAAAUAUAAACAAAAACUUCAAAGUACUCAAGCGCCUUCUUUACAAAAAAGGUGACACUCCAACUUGUGAAGCUGGUGUUCAUUUUGUCCAGGACUAAUGGUGUGGACAGAUCUUCUGGGGUGUAACUCACGUACUGUUGUGUCUACACCAGUCUUUCCAUGUCUCAAAACAGAUUACUAGUACAUCAUAAGCCUGGUUCUUGUCAUCCUCAACUGUAAUCCGCCAAUACCAAGAGAGAUCCCUGUGUCUUACGUGAUCUGGUGCAUUACUUGCAACAUUGAGAGGAUACUGCCCCAUCUCGUUCAAGAAUGGAGUUGGUCUCUUCUGUUCCAAACUAAUCAGCAUUCUCUCCCAGUGCCAGAGUGCCAGAGUGUGUGUGGGGGAGCUGAGGGAAGCACAAAGCAAUGGGUCAUAGGUAACUUAGCUAACUAAUGUGGUAGCUGCCGAGUGCAGCACAUAGGUGGAGAGAUUGUCUCACUCAAGGAUCUUGUGGGUCGUCAGCAUUUUUGCUAUCAUGUGGGUUAGCAGGUGAGUGAUCUUCAGAACAAUUGUUCAAUUGUUUCCAGGUGGCCUGGGCAAAGUGAGAGAAAGAAUGCCCUUAGUGCAAGAAAUCACCCUUCCCAAAUUACCGUUCUGUGUAAAGCACUAUAAAAUAAAACCAAUCAAAACUAGCAUUUGAUUGGAUUUAUUAUUCAUUGAUGGAAAUGUUGGUUGAUUUUCUUUUUGUGAUGUGCUGUAAGGGCUCGGCUUUGUUCUUACAGCCCUCACCUCUCCACCUCUCCUUUGGCAUUCUGUGCAGAAGAAGCAUGUGGUAGCACUCUUAUGAGUUCAGAUUUUUUAAUCUUUUAACAGAUUACUGAUUAUAUAGAAGGGAAAUUAUUUAUUGUAAGAACUGCCAAAUACAUUGUCCUUCUAAAAGUUGGAAAUUAAAACAGUACUCUAUUGAAAGUUACCAUAUGAUAACUUUAAAUUGUAUGAUCUAGACAUGCCUUAGGUAACUACCAAUAUAGCAAAUCAAAGGAUUAAUGAGCUUCUAGUCCUAUGUAAACAUACAAAUGCCUAAUUCUACUAUGUGUACAUAUAUAAAAAUAAAUAAUGAAAACAGAACUGUACUAUUUUUUAAAAUAUGCUUUUAUUUAUAUUUCGCAUAAUGUAAAAUUCUAAAUAAAGCUAGUAGACAAAACCCUUUGGUGUAUACAUUUAACGCCCUAAUAUUUUAUAUCAGUGAAACAAAAUACCUUUUCCAGUUGUGAAGCCUUUGCAUUUCCUAGUGUUCUCUCCAUUUUGUCCAUUAGGAAGUCUUCAUAUCCCAUAUAUGCAGGAUUUCUGUACUUUUAAAUACUUCCAAUGACUAAGGGUUUGGAUAUAUCAGCUCUUUUUGUUUUAAAAAUAUUUAACACUAAAACCUUAAAAUAGUGAAACUAUCAGACCACUGAGCCAGUACCCUGAUAGCUAAAGAACGUUUGGGUGCUUGUUGUAAAGGGACAGAGUAUUGAUAAUCCAGCUCUUUGAGAGCUUGGAGACUGGAACAGGAUUUGUCUUGCUGUCUUUCAGAUCCUUCUAACCCAGUGAAGCCUAGUAAUAUGAGGGAAGCCUUCCUGUAAGGCUUUCCAAUGCUCACCCGUGCUGUGUGCAUAUGUAUAGUAUGCACACACUCAGCAUGCAUUGCAUGUCUUUCAGAAUUACAUAAGUAAAACCCCUUUCAAAACUUGCAAGUGAGGAAAGAUUCUGUUUCUCUGGCAGAAGAAAUGUUUCCUGUACUCAUCAUAUGCUCCUGCCCUGCCCUGCCCUGCCCUGCCCUGCCCUGCCCUGCCCUUCCUCAGCCCCAGGCUUAAAAUUGGAUGAGCCAGGUUUGUGGGAAGCCUCAGCAUGGCCACAAGUGCAAUAACUUCAUCCAUAGCCUCCCUUCUCAGUUAUAUUCUUACAUGAAUACAUUUAAGUGUAUUCAGAAGGAUUCAUGCAAGAGCCUAGUGUGUACAUGUGAAAAGUGAGAAAACUGUCAACCAGGGGAAAUAGGUCAUAAAAAAUGCAGAUUCUUCUUCUAACAGCCCUGCAAGACAACUGCAACCACACCAAAACAAAACAAAGAGCAAAAACAAAACUAUUGGAGGAAGUAGUUCUUUAAAGGAAUUGCAGUUGAGAAGCAUUUCUAUUUCAGGAGCAGAGAUGUCCAAUGGCCGUGUGUCUGUGAGCGUCUGUUUCACAACAGAGUGUGCUCAUUGGUCCUAGGCUUGUUCCAGCGGUGUAGAGUGUUUAACCCAUAAGCAAAGGGUUUAUUAAAGGUUUUAUUAAAAACCCUUUAAUAAAAUUAUUAUAUUUUGUGCACUUGCUGCACAGAUGAACAUAGACACAAAGAGACUUUAUGUCUUCUGCUGAACGCUUUUAAGUCAAUGGUGGUGCCUCUAGGCAAGAACCGUCAAAAUUAAUCAUUCUUUUGGGUUUUCUGAUAUUUUUUUUUCAGGUAGUAUAAAACUACAGAAAACCCAUCACAGCUUAUUCACCUAAAUUUUGUAUGACUUAAAUGUCACACUUAGAUGAGCAUUUCCUAUCAUUUGAGUGUCCCAUGUAGUUGCUGGAAACAGUUGUGCCAUUGACCGGAGGAUGCACUUUGUUAGCCUUAAUUUAAAACAACAACAAAAUUUCUUGAAUAUAUCAGUUUGAUCACUACAAGCUUGCUGCAGGUGUUUGGGGGAAAAAAGUUAAGUGCAAUGAAAGUGUACCACUUUUUGUAGAAAAAAAACUAAGAACAACAUAAUUUUCCACAAUCUACAGUUUUAAUUUUGUGCAAUAUUUUCAUUUAAUGCAUGUUUGAGUAAUUGUAUAAUAACUACAUUUUUAAUGUUUUGAGAUCUAAUUUAACUGUCUUCUUAACCCAACAACUUCAUUCUGUUGUUGCUGCACCUUAAUUAAGGACUUGUUUUAAAAGUCUUUUUGUCACUCCUUGUAAAAUUCUUUUCUUAGUAGAAAAUUUUGCUUAUGGGAGCAUGGCUCCUAUAUUAUAAGGGAAAACUAAAGAGCACAUUUUAGGAUUUUAAUUGUUAAAAAUUACCUUGUGCAUAUCACUGUACAUAAGUGUCAAUCGUGCCUAACCGCUCUAUCAAUGCUCUCCUCUAACCAAGGGGAAAGAAUCAGAAUGUCAGUUAUUUUUAUUAACUACAGAAAUUAAAAAUUUUUAUUUGGUUUGUGUUAU